CGCGAAGAGGAGCCACAGGAGGAAGAGCUCGACUUCGAGGAGGAGAAGGAGGAGGAGAAGCGCGCGGAGGCCGUCGACUCCGACAAAGACGAGGGCGAACUCGAGGACGACGACGACUUGGAAGAGGGAGAAGUGAAGGAGGAGGAGGAGGAGGGCGAGGCGGAGGGGCGCGCCCACCAGCGCGUGGUGGCGCCCGAGGAGGCGCGCUCCACGACCAGCAUCUGUCGCUUCUACGGCAGAGGACAAUGUGAGGAUUGCACGUGGGGCAACAACUGUCGCUUCGUCCAUCCGACGGGCGCGCAGCACAAGAGGGCGCCGCCGCCGUUGCCAUCGCAACCGCCGCCGCCCGCUGUGGUGGUGCAGAGGCGGCCGCGCGAGCAGUUCUUUCCGGAGGGCGAGAGCGCGUGGGAGCGCGGGUUGAAACAGGCGAAGGAAAUGAUCGUGAGGGCGACGAAGCGGAAGGAGGAAGAGCUCGACUUCGAGGACAAGCGCUUCCACUUGGGAGUCGACGAGCAGCCGUCACGUGACUCUCUGUCGCCGCGAGACCAACAAUACGAGCGCAAAGACGACGAGUACGAGCGCAGGCGGCGUCUGGCGUUCGAGUCUGCGCCCUGGAACAACGACCCCGAACCGCCGCCGCCCGCGCAGACCAAAGCGCGCGCCAACGCCGAGACGUUUCGCGACCCCUGGCGGCGCUCCAAAUCGCCGCAGAACGUGACUGUGGCGCCGAAGAGGCAGAGGAGCGAAACGCGCGCAAAGAGGUCGCACUCCAUGUCCUCGAUCUCCGCCUCGGGCUCUGAGUCCAGUUUCUCGGGCUCCGCCUCCGAGUCGGUGUCCGAGAGUUCGGGAGACGAGAAGAGGAGAAGAUAUCGAAAAACGGUUUCCGAAAAAACCCGAACUUUCAAAAAAGAAAAGGACAACAAUAAUGAGUACGACUCGUGGAGCGAGAGUUUGAGCGAAAGCGAGGAUUCGAUGAGCAGUUAUUAUUCCGAAUCCGACAACCAAUCAGAGGAGCGGAAGGCUGGCGGCGCCCCGCCCCCUCCCAAACGCGCGAAAGUGGCGCCACAGACGGCCGAAAGCGCGAAGAAAUCUCCGAUAAAAAUGACUUUUCUGAAG
Medioppia subpectinata is the source of this 1116-nucleotide messenger RNA. Lineage: Eukaryota; Metazoa; Arthropoda; Arachnida; Sarcoptiformes; Oppiidae. The record is from the annotation of a GenBank genome assembly.